AAAUCGCGUCAGUCGGACCAUCGCAAAACUCCUCGAUUUAUCGCCGUUAUCGGUAAAUCGCCGGUGCAUUCGCUGUGAAUCGGUGUGAAACACGGGCUGGUGCCCCAGGCUGACGGAACCUCGGCAGCUUUUGAUCGCAAGGUGCGGCCGGUAAGGCGGUCUUUCCGCCGCCUUCUCCCAGAGGUGGAGCCUCCCCAGCGGCCGCAGGACAGGUUUGAAAAGCGGCGGGAAAGAGGGAGCGGAUCGAUGGAUGACUCUAAAGAAGCAGAAAGUCAGCUGAAUGAAAAGCUAUAUGAGACCAGGAUGAAGUUUGCUAACUUAUGGGAGAGCUGUAACCCAGUACGAUUUAAACAGAAAUAUGGAGAAUCCUUAAAGAUCACAAGAGAUAGAUGCAUUGAAAUAUAUGAAGAGGAGAAACAGAUGUGUGACAAAGUUGAAAUAACCAAAAAGAAUAUUGCUGAACAGAAUGCAUUAAUAAAGAAAAUGCAAGAAGAUCUGCAGAUUGCAAACCAAAAAUUUGAAAGUAAUAAUAAACAAAAGCAGGAAAUGCUAAAAAAGAUCAAGCAGCUGAAGGAAGAACUUGCUAAAAAGCAGGAAUUAAUUUCUACACAAAAACAGGAAAAUAAAGCAAAACUUAAGGAACUGAAUACAUCAGCAGAGAUGUUCAAAAAGCGAAUGGGUCUGGAAAUUCGAAGGGUCCAUGGGGAACAACUGCAAUUUAUCUUCAAAUGCAUCAACAGCAAAAAUCCUGAGCAGCUAUUUACAUUCUUAUUGAGAUUUAAUGAAGAAGGGAAUUAUGAAGUCAUGUCAUGUGAUCCACCACUGGAAUGUAUGCCUCUGCUGCAGGAAAAACUCAAAGAAACCAACAAUUUAUCUGCAUUUCUUGCAAACGUUAGGAAAGCUUUUGCUGCACUAGUGUAACUUCAAGAUGCAUUCCUG
Molecule: messenger RNA, 939 nt
Organism: Pristis pectinata (smalltooth sawfish)
Lineage: Eukaryota; Metazoa; Chordata; Chondrichthyes; Rhinopristiformes; Pristidae
Gene: spc25
Product: SPC25 component of NDC80 kinetochore complex
Exons: 7
Coding region: 247-921 (224 amino acids)
Biological process (GO): chromosome segregation
Cellular component (GO): Ndc80 complex
Source: RefSeq, a predicted model, not a curated record